Molecule: messenger RNA, 2112 nt
Organism: Diaporthe citri
Lineage: Eukaryota; Fungi; Ascomycota; Sordariomycetes; Diaporthales; Diaporthaceae
Exons: 2
Coding region: 1-2112 (703 amino acids)
Source: RefSeq, a predicted model, not a curated record
AUGUCCUCCAACCUCAAGGGAUCAUUAGGAGCGCCCCAUGUCAGUCCGUGCCCCGAGCCUCUGCGUCUGCCAGUGGAUGGAGCAGCGGAGCUACCACUAUCAGAUUUUGUUUGCGAAGUGUGCAACAGUGUCGACUGGGUCCGUGUUGCGAAUUUGAAAGACAUCUAUCGAGGUCAGAGGUACCCCUGGCGCGUGGUGAUGCCGUCGCUCAAUUCGACUUCAGCCGAGCUCAGCGCGUCGCCCUGCAAGGUCUGCCGGAUAUUGUCCGCCGUCAAACCUGCGACUUACGACGGCCACCGAUGUGUGCUCUACGCCUACACAGACUGGCAUGGAUACACGCAACUGCGCGUGAUUUCUCAACAAGUCCACGGUCUGGAGACGCGGAGCCUACACAUGUACUCAGACCAAGAGGUAUUUCCCUGUCUUACCGUCAUAGGAUCGAGUGAUGACCAAGACUUGAAGAGUAUGGAGAUUCAGCCGAACCGUAUCGAUACAAAGUGUUACGAAGACUUAAAGGGUGUAAUGAAGAAUUGCGCGCAAAGCCAUGGUCAGACUUGCAGACCCAUGUCCAAGUCUUCCAUGAUACCAGGAUUCAGGGUGGUCGAAGUAUCAUCCAGGAGGGUCAUCGAAGCCUCGGACCAGUGUGAAUAUCUCGCCUUGUCUUACGUUUGGGGUAAUCGUGAGCAUUCAGAUGAUCUGAGAGCCGCUCCUCCCGUGAUCAAAGACACGUUUUCAGUUGCUGAGAACUUGGGGCUGAAAUACGUGUGGAUUGACAAAUAUGCAACUGCGGGCGAGGACGCCCAAUCAGGACUGCCCGGUGUCUCGAGGGCUCGUCGACAACAACGAGAAGUCAACGUCAAAGGUGUCACUUUGAUCGAGCUGCCCUACAGUAAGGACCACGGCUCGGCGUUGUUAAGCUCGAGCAAGUGGGCGACGAGGGGCUGGACUUAUCAGGAAGGAUACUUAUCAACGAGGCGUCUCAUAUUCACCGAGUAUCGUCUUCUGUACCUGUGCAAUAAAGACUUUGCCCCUGAACCGUUCAAGAAGCAAGAAUCGACCACUGGGGUAGCCAUGUGGUCCAAGGAACACUGGGCUAGAAAACACUCAUUUGCGCGCUUCGUCCCCCACACCGCUUUCAGUGGCCACCGGGCGAGUGCUGCAAACCUCCGAGAACAGAUCCAGGAGUACACUAGGAGAGAUCUAAGCCACUCAGAAGAUUCACUGAAUGCCUUUCUCGGUGUUCUGGACUACAACUCCAGGACCGCGAGACCCAUGGCCCAUCUUUGGGGAUUGCCAUUGUACGAGGACCAGGCCACGGCACCGCAGCCAAGAGACGUUUUAUUCGAGCUCUUCUGGUGGCACGAAGCACCAAGCACCCGGAGGCACAGGUUUCCAAGUUGGAGCUGGGUAGGCUGGGCCGGGCCUGUGAGGUUCCGCACGAGAAACAAGGUUCGGAUGUUCCCCGAAGGACUACGCCUGCCGCCACCGAGCCACCCGGGAGGCACCAACAUCUCUGUCGUGGGCAACGGAGAUCAGACGCUAUAUGAACACGCCGACGCCCUCCUGAAAAAGACCGAGGCCCGCGAUCUUCUACGAUCCCAGCUAGGCCCACGGAGGCUGCUUGUGUCUUGCCACGUCCUGCCCCUGCGGGUGCAGCGCUUUCACCUCUCCCAGGAUCGAAUCAACGAUGAGUAUAUGAUGGCGACCCAGCACCCUUCGAGUGCAAUUAUCAACACGUGGAGCCGCAGACCUAACCACCCAAGUGGUGGUCACGUUGCAGUUGUGCAGGUCUGCAGUGGGAUACACAUGUGCAUACAGCCCCGGCUGGACCAGGAGGUCCGCCAAUGGGACGACUGCUUCGCUCUGCACUUUGGUACUGCUCAGAGCACCUCCCCCGGUCUGUUCACCCGUGAUCGUAACCUUCUGGUUGUGAAGCGCAUACGCGGUGAAGUCUAUAAGCGUAUAGGGCUGAUACACUGGCAUUUCCUCGACUUUGACCAGCCGAUAUUCUUCAUAGACGAGGAGGCCGAAUUCAUGGAGGAGGUUAUUUUGCCGGCCGAGGAUGAAUUAUUCUGUACCGUAGCGGGGAAGAAGACCAUCUGUCUAGCCUAG